UCUUCAAGAUAUUAAUCCUUCAACUUGUUCAAUUCCCUUUCUCACUAGUACUCUCUUUAUUAAUUUAUCCAGAGAAAUUAAGGAUGAACAGGCCAGGCGACUGGAAUUGCAGGUCCUGCAACCACUUGAACUUCCAAAGGAGGGAGUCCUGCCAGCGCUGCGGAGAAGGUAGACCGGGCGGUGACCAGAGAGGAGACUACGGGAGCUUCGGAGGGAGGGGCGGCGGCGCUUCCUCCUUUGGAUUCACCACCGGGCCCGACGUCCGCCCCGGUGACUGGUACUGCAGCCUUGGCAACUGCGGUGCUCAUAACUUCGCCAGCCGUUCCAGCUGCUACAAGUGCGGCGCUUCCAAGGAUGAGUCAUCCGGCAGCAGCGGCGGUUAUGAGGCCGAAAUGAAUAGAAUGAGAGGCUACGGCUUCGGCAGCGGCGGCUCUAGUCGAUCUGGAUGGAAAUCUGGGGACUGGAUUUGCACCAGGUCGGGUUGCAAUGAGCACAAUUUUGCGAGCAGGAUGGAAUGCUUCAGAUGCAAUGCUCCAAGAGACUCCAGUACUGGCAAGUCUCCAUAUUCGUAGAUUUUCUGUUAUUUACUAAAAAUUAUUGGUACUACUGCCGUUAAUUUCCUAAGUAAUAUUUAAGAAUUGGAUCGAAAGACAUUUCUGAUCUCAUUGUGUCUCGUUCGAGCUACGUACUGAUUUCUUUUUGGCCCUCCCAAUCUCCUCUAUAUUGAUCUUUUCUUCUUCUUUUUAUUUUUAUUUUUUUUUAUUUUCCAAUUUCUAGAUGUGUAUUUGAUCUUCAGGUGAUGAAGACUCAAUAUCUAUGUUCAAUUAAAGCCAAAUUAUAAUUUGGCAUUUU
This is a messenger RNA of Morus notabilis, 852 nucleotides long. RefSeq names its product TATA-binding protein-associated factor 2N. Lineage: Eukaryota; Viridiplantae; Streptophyta; Magnoliopsida; Rosales; Moraceae. The coding region runs from base 84 to 572 and encodes 162 amino acids. The record is from RefSeq and is a predicted model, not a curated record. Gene Ontology annotation, molecular function: mRNA binding. The transcript has 4 exons. Gene Ontology annotation, cellular component: cytoplasm.